GGUAGUGACCGUGGGGGAACUCCGAGCAAAAGAAGGAAAGAGAGAGAGAACUCCCCGGGGAUGGAAGCGGAGAAAGCUACGAACCCACCGACCAUAGAUAGUACGGCUAGCCGCCUGCCGACCACACCAGCAGUCACGCGAGGAUGUGAGGAACUCUGGAGCCUUAGGGAAAGGGUGUUGGGAUGGUUCGACCCAGAAGGUACUGCGAAGACCACGGAGGGACAGAAGGCCGGCAAGGAAGGGCCGGAUACCAGUAUGGCAGGCGAGGCCAGUAGCUCCGAAGGCGGCCUUAGGAAGAUAGCGUCAUCCCUUGUGCGAGCACGGAACAAAAACCAGGGCUACCUAGCGGACGCUAAGAAAAAGUCGACGUUUGACGGGGCGAACAUCACAGAGUUCCUGAUCGAUUAUGAGAACCUAGCUGCGCUGCUGAAAUGGACCGAAGAAGAAAGGAUGGACCACCUAGGACAGCAUGUGUCACUGAGCCUAGGGCGGGACAUAAUGGCCAUUGUGGCCGCGAGCCGGUCUUGGAAAGAGACUCGGGAUGUGAUGAUGAGAAAAUAUCUGGCAGCAGAGAAGAUGGCGACGGAGGCCGAUUUAGCGACAGUCCAGAGGAAGAACUUCGCAACGUACAAUGACUUCCUACGGGAGUUUACUUUGGUAGCACUAAGGAUCCCCGGGGUUACGGACCGGAUAAUGAGUAAGUACUUCCUCAGGCAGUUCUCCGAGUUCGACAAGGACAAGAUCCUGUCAGCUUACCAACAGACGAGCAAAUUCGUAAACACCAGGGACGUUGAUUCCAGUACGGUAACGGAUCUGGUCGAGAAGACGGUAGUGACCGAGACACUGGCCUUGCUUAAGGAAGGGGAGGUCAUAGAUCUGACCGGUAGGACACGCGACAAGGUAAAGAAGGGGAUUGAAAGUUUACAUGAACGGGUGCACGGAGUCGACAACAAAAUUGAAAGGGUGGAAAAUGCGCUACUGGUUAUGCAGGCACAAGUAUCCCGACCCGCCCUCCCUCCCCAAGAAGCUGUAGUUCCACCAGGUGUAGCCAAUCGAGGGUUCGGACGGAGGGAUCCUGCUAACGAGCAGAUCAGGUACUGCACCGCGAUGGGACAUUAUGUGCGCGCAUGUCCAAAACUCAACCAUGAUAUAUUAAAAAGGAGAUGUACCAGGUCGUUAAAGGGAGAGAUAUUCGGACCACAGGGAGAGCGGGUGAAUUGGAACUCGCCAGGGGGGAUGCGACGAGUUAUUAUCAUGCUCAAUGGGUUAGAGAUAGCAGCGGUAGAAGCUGAGCCGGUGGUCGAAAUCAUUUGGGAUCAACUUCGGGGCCGCGGGCCGCAGGUCAACUUCAUUUUGGAAAAUGACGGACGUGAUAGGGUGAACGCGACUACUCGGCUUGGGACGGCCGGAAGAAGGAUUAUCAGUGACACCGUGAUGGAGGAGGUUGCUAGAAGUUCUGAACCCCAGGCAGAGCCUGAAGCCGGGGAACCAGAGAAAGUAUACGGGAAGCCUAGGGAAGAGGAGCCUACGGACAAAGUCACCGCUGCUAAGAAGAAGUUUAGAUACCAAAUCCCGAUCUUAACUAUGCCUGAGAUCGAUGAUACCCUUAGCAAACUACUAGGGACCAUGGUGUCGGUGUCGUUCCAAACCAUGCUACAGACCAGCCCUAGGUUGCUCAAAGGGCUUAGACAACUGUUGACUCGGCGACGAGUAGAGAUAGACGAAAACCCCGAAGCACCGGAAGAAGAAAGGGAGGAGGAAGCCCCGCAAGAGGUCGCUAACCUUCAGAGGAGUCGCGGGGAUUUAGAGGAUCUUGAGAAAGUUUUUGCAGACAUCCGUUUGAGCUUACCAGACCGAGAAGGUGGCGAAGUCAUGAGGGCACCUCCUGGGACAAAGCUCAGUUUCCAUGCGCUACCCGUAGGAAAAUUGAAGAUUCAGAUCGGAACUCAUCACACCGACGCACUAGUAGACGGGGGAGAAGAAAUCACUCUCAUAAGGAGAGAUUUCGCAACACUCACAGGCUGUACGGUAAAUAAGGAAGUAACGGGGAGCAUCCGGGGAGCCGGUGGGGAAAUUCCGUUCGCAGGGUAUGUCACGAAAUGUGCAGUCAAGGCAGGAAUCAGGGAGUCAAUCUGGUCGUUUCAGCGGACGACCGUAAUGGAGGAAAUGGAUCACGACAUUAUCCUCGGGAGGCCAUGGUGCGCAAACGUAGAAAUGAUAGGCAUGCACUUGCACGAUGGCACGUACAUGGUAGAUAUAGAGGACCCAGUGACAGGCCGGGGUGAGCUCCUCCGACUCCUCGGGACGGGAGGGGACCCUCCGAAGGGGAAGUUAGCAACGUGGUCGCCGUCAUUUGAAGAUAGCGCACGAAAAGGGGCUUUCACACGGAUGGAGGGCAUGAGAGAAAGGGUAGAAAUUAUGAUUGAGGAGGCGUUCAACAAGAAGGAAUGGAUCAAGAUGGGCCUGCCCCAGAAGAAGAGGAGGCAGGAGGACGAAGUCUUAGGUGGUAUGGUAGCAGAGAAGGAGUCAGAAGUCGAACUCAGUGCCAGCCUGCCCAAACAGAAAGAAGUACGCCUGGACGUGCCGGAAGUCGCACUCGAGAUCUCGGACUUGUUACAACUCAUCAAGGCCCUCAGAUACCACAAGGUAGGAGUGGACUUGGCGGCCCUGGCCAAAUUCGAAGGAGAAGUGCAAAAGGGAUAUUGUCUGAAUGGGAAAUUAGUUACCGAAGCGCAACAAAGAAUGCUCGCCGUAGUCGGGGACAUGUUCCCAGAAAAGUGUGAGCCCUACAUCGAUGACAAUCGGAUCAAAGGCGCGCAGGAGAAGGACGAUACGAAAGUCCAGCCAGGAAUCCAAAAGUUUGUAUGGGACCAUCUACAAGACAUCAAAGACUUACUUCGCCGGUUCCUAGUAUACAGCAUCACGGCUAGUGGACCAAAGAGUAUUCUAGCAGUACUGGAGGUAACUAUACUAGGAUUUCGCUGCGGUGCUCACGGUAGGAAGCCAAAUUCGGCGAAGACAGACAAGAUAUCGCAGUGGCCAACACCCCUGCGGACGACAACGGAGGUAAGAGCAUUCCUAGGCGUGGUCGGCUUUUGGAGAAUCUUCAUUAAGAAUUUUGCCAGGAGUGCUGAACCUAUCCGGGCUAUCAUCAGAGAAGAAGGGACCAUGGACUGGACGGAGGAGCGAGAAGGAGCCGUCCAGACCCUCAAGGACAUUCUGACAUCGGAACAGGUCGCCUUGUCAGCACUCUUCUUUAAUGAUGAAGUAGGACGACCAUUCAUCCUAGAAACGGAUGGAGGACCCUUGGCCGUAGGAGGCGUACUGAUUCAACGGGAUGAGAAGGGAAAAGAGAGGCCGAUUAGGUUCGAAAGUAGAACCCUGAACUCCGCAGAGCGGCGGUACUCACAAUUCAAGAAGGAGGUUCUGGCCAUCUUGCAUUGCCUUAAGACCUUCCAGGCCUACCUAUUUGGGAGGCGGUUCAUCCUUAGGAUCGAUCCGACAAAUGUUGCAGGGGCCCUAAAGAAUUACAGGCCUAUAGAUCCGACGGUGGGGAGAUGGGCAGCAUUUAUCUGGCAGUUCGAUUAUAAGAUUGAACGGAUUGCGGGAGUCAGAAACAAGGCCGAUAGGCUGAGCCGGGUCUGCAUCACUCCCGAAGGGGUGGAAGAGGGGGAGCCCAUAGACGCGUUCCUUGAAUACGAAGGCGGAACUCUUGCGGUGGACAACGAAAGGAUGGGCGAGGAAUGCGCGUCGGGAGAACUGUUGAUCCGGACUUUGGAGAAGGGGGCACCUGCCGUAGUAGCCGAACUUAGAGAAGGACCAGUCACCACUCGAGGUCGUAAAGAGGAGAGAGAUUCAUGGGGAGCGAUAGUGGGACCAAAGGAGGAACUAAUAGCGAUGGCGGUUGAGGGAGGCCGGGAAGCCGUGAUGAGCUUAGUGGAAUCCUGGGAAAGGAAAGAGCUGCGAUGGAUGGUAAACCAGAUGCAAGAACGAAAGAAUGAGGACCAGGAAGGGAAGGAGUUUUUCUACGCUCAGAUAUACGAAGGGAUCUUUCGGGAGAUCGGGUUGUUGCUGGUAGGAAACAAACUACCUAUGGAGGUCAGCACUAAAGCAAGGGAGGAGGCCGAAAGGUACGCCCUAAAGGGGGGCCAUCUGUUCCGAAGAGAGGAAGGGGCUAUGCCUAUAAGAAUUGUGUGCGGAAGAUCUAGGCAGUUAGACGUUAUCCAAGCAAUGCAUGACGGACCAGCAGGAGGACAUCGGUCGUCCAAAGGAACUCUUGCAAAGAUAGUGCCGCUUUAUUAUUGGCCAGACAUGGCAGGCAUGGUCGCCAUAUACUGCCAGACAUGCCUUAUCUGCCAGGAACGAAGCUCGGCGCGAGUCUUCGAGCCGCUUAGACCUACGCGGGUGCUAGGGUCGGGGCAUCAAGUCCACCUUGACCUUGCGGUCAUGCCUGUAUCAACAGAUGGGUACAGGUAUAUUCUAGAUGCGCGAGACAACUUGAGCGGGUUCGUGGAGGCGAUCGCUCUCAAGAAAAAGACAGGGAGAAGUGUAGCGGACUGGACAGAAGACUUCUACUUAAGGCAUCCUUUCGUCAGGAGGUUUAUAGCGGACAAUGGGACAUAAUUUGUGAACCAAGAAGUAUUGGGAAUGCUUAAGAGACU
Molecule: messenger RNA, 4661 nt
Organism: Chara braunii
Lineage: Eukaryota; Viridiplantae; Streptophyta; Charophyceae; Charales; Characeae
Source: the annotation of a GenBank genome assembly